Porites evermanni is the source of this 4281-nucleotide messenger RNA. The record is from the annotation of a GenBank genome assembly. NCBI's taxonomy places the organism in Eukaryota, Metazoa, Cnidaria, Anthozoa, Scleractinia, Poritidae.
AUGUUACGAGAUUUUUUCAAAAAGUUAAAGAGGAGUGAUCUGGACAUAAAGAAGGUCCCAGAUGUCACUUUUAUCGGUGACGAAGGGAUCGAUGCCGAGGGCUUGACCAAAGAGUUCUUCACCUUGGUAAUGACUGCUUUGACUAGUGGCACUGGGGGCCACAUAAUGUUCGAAGGAGGAAGUGACCACCUGGUGCCAGUCAUCAGUGAAGAGUGUUACCAAAGUGGUUACUUCAGAUUCGUGGGACAGCUUAUUGCCAUGUCAGUGCUCCACAGGGGUAUUGACAUAGGAGGGUUAUCUAGGGCCCUUACAACAUACAUGGUCACAGACGUUGUGGAACUAGCAAGCUGCCAUCUCUCCAUCCAUGUCCCUGACCACUGUGUGCAACAGGCUCUUAUGGAGGUACUGUUAGAUAAGUAACAUUACUGUUAGAUAAGUAACAUUUUCGUAUGAAACUUCUUAAAAUUUAGGAGAGGAGAAGGCUCUAUAACAGAAACACAUUUUACGUGGAUCCACAGCAGGGGGGAUGCAUGGAGAGGGGGGCAGGGAUUUCACUGUUCAAGAUAGGAAAACAAGAUACAAACGUGAUACUCUAGUAGCUGGUGCAACUGGAUGUGCCAAAUUUGUGCUGUGGGAGGACAUGGUAGAUAAGGUGACCAAAGUGCUACAAUUUCAAAAAUCUAACAGUUCGAAUUCUCGAUGACACCAAAUAUCUCAAUAGUAAUGAGUCUACAAUAGUAGAAGAAAUUGAUGACAUCGAAAUGUACACACUAUGUACACAGUACUCGUUUAGUUUUUUCCUUUGUAUGUGUUAAUAUAUUUAUUCAGUUUAAUAUAUCGAGAAAAGUUAUCUCUGCAUGGCCAGAUAUUUAGUCUAUCUUGCUAUCAACUUGUAAUUUACUUCCUUUUUCCCACAAAUAAAGAUUAAUUGUUCAUAUUGUGAAAUAGAUAUUUUCUUUAGUCUUAGUUAUACUUAAGCUUUUGAAGUGGUUCUUUAUUUAGCCUCAUUCUAUCCAGAUGCUUAGACGUAAACAGUUUUCUUAAUUUUAAGAUUAUCUUAACAUUUUAGUUUAGUUUCAUUUAAGCAAUAGACUGUAACUACUUAUCUGAGCCGCACUUGGCUUUAAUGUUAGUGGAGGCCCAUAAUAAGAAACUCCGUUUCGGUAUCAUUCAUCUUCAAUCGGUUGAUGAUCAUUCGAAAUUGAUCGUCCGCGAUCCAAGCUUCUAUUACUCUGAGCACUUCAUGUUAAGAUGUCAACAAUGGCUUGAAACGGAAAUGCAGGUGAAUAUCAUCUGCAUUUACAGGGGUUAACAUCCUAAUGCACCACAGGUUUUCCCAGCUCAGUGCAUAAAUUAUGGUCUUUUAAUACUGUUUUCUGUGGCACGAAUGAGCCAUAUCCAGGGAGCAGCAAUGCUCUUAGGCAUACUUCAUGCUAAGGAAACUGGGAUAAGUUCCGGCUGUUUGGGCCUUAAGCUUGUGUGCGCCAUUACCUACCUUUUUUUAUGCAGACUUAUUUCCUGAAAACUAUCCCAGAGGUUCAUUUUUAGGGUAAAGGGCAACCACACCUACAGACGACUUUCCAGUUGAAGUUAUAGCUUGUAGGACUAAAACCAGCAAGGCUUUAAGCAAUGUUCUGCCUCUGUCUGACAUCCUAAGCCCUUUUUUGUAAAGCAUGAAUCGCAGCCACAAAUCAAUGUGAAAAGAGAACAGUUGCUUCUUGAUAACGUGGAGGGUGGGAAAUGAUGUUUAUCGAUCAGCAACUUGCAAAAAUGUUUUGGUAUAAACAUGCAAACCUGUUUAUGCGCAUGACAAAAAGUUGUUUAAGAUGGCGGCUAGAAAGCUUGGAAAGGCUUGAAUAUGGCUGCCCAUUUCCCCCUCCAAGUAGGUGGAAAAGUAUAUAUCUUGAUGUUGCAGAAACAAAAAGAUGACAACGCACAUCAACAGGUUAGGAACCAUUAAAGAGAACAUUUUGCUUGUCGAAGAGGACUUUCAAUGGUAUGUUUAACUUUUUUUUUACCAAGUGGUAGGCAAAAAUCUAAAAUGAUACGAAUUAAGUAUAAUUUCAUAUGUUGGUAGGGCUUCAUGACAUGAUAGGAAAUAAACAGUGUUAUUUUGCGGCCACUUUCAAUUCUUUUAUGAGCACACCUGUGAACCAAGAACACAGGCAAAUGUUCUGUGAGGCUAAUGUUAAGAGAAAUAACAGAAUGAAAAUUUGCUGUGGGUGAUUGCAGUACACAUGAUCUAGACAUGUCUUGCUAAAAUGAGGUGUAAUAUAAUCCGAAAACUGUUUAGAAUGCAUACUCUGAGGUCCCUUCACUUGGCUCUAUUCUGGAAUCAAUGUUGAUAUAUAUUGUCCGCCACCACUCCAAAAAUGGAGGUUUUUGAGUCAAAAAAAUUUGUCUGGUGGUGACAGUUUAGAAGUUUAUCUAACCAAAACCAACUAGGGAACCAUGGAGGUGGGUACACUUUCAAAUACUAAACCGAACAGACGUCUAAGAGAUUUUGCCGGACUCUAUGACACUUCAAAGGAAUCAAAGUGCCAAGAGGAGAUGCUAAGGUUAUAGUGAGUGCGGAUAAGCCUUUUGCUAUCUCAUAUUUAAAAGAAACAAAAGGUUAUGUUGAAAUGCCACUACAGCUUCAGCAUGAAAUAUCACUUGCCUGAUCCAGCACUGUGCAGUCGAUCAGACUGAUUGAAGCUGGACAUCUCAGUUAAUAUUGUUAAGGCAGGUGAAUUUCAGUUGAUUCCGUAAAAUUAUUACUCAAUUUACAUUUGUGGAAACCUUUGUGCUAAAUGAAUGACUUAACCUUGAAAUAAGACUAUGUAGGAAAAGUUUCGCACAUUGACUUUGCUUGGACAUUGGGACAACCUAAAAUAGCACAGUACAGACACAUCUAAACCUCUCAUAUUAUUCAAACCUCAAAUUACUUGUUAAGCAAGUUGCGCUCACAUCAAUAUUACCAACUUAAGUACCGCAGAACUGCCUUCUUGGAGUAUAUCAUUUUAACUACUGGGAUAGAAACAAGGAAGGAUUGCUAGUUCAAUGAAGCCUAAAAAGGGUACUUGGUGCUUGGGAGUUAUAAAUUACACUGACAGCCAUUACAUUAUCACUUGGGGAGAGGCAAAGUCUUAUAUUUCAACCGAGAGACAGGUUGUGCAGAAAGAGAUGGUGUCCUGUCUCAUUUUGUGGUUUUAGAUAUCAAGGUCAGAAAUUUAUGAGAUGCAAAUGCGGUCAUAAGUUUUCUGCGCCCAUCUCUGGAUCUUUUCUCGAUUUUGAUGUCCUGCGAAAGGCAACUCACUGCAGAAUAAAAAUCAUUCCUUGAAGAAGCCGAUGGAGGGCAUGAUUUCUUAAUAUUGGAGAGGCAGGAAGGGGAAAGUCGACUGUGAUUACUAGAUCUGUGGAUAAUUCAAAGAGACAACAACUUUUAGGCUGUUUGCUCUACUGGAAUUACGUGUGUAGUGCCCAAAAAAAUACCUUUCCAGGAAGUCCGAAACAAGUGACACUCGACUCUUUUUUGAGACUUUCCAUGAAGUACAUUUCUAUGAAGUUGUAAUCACGGCAUGUCAUAAUGAUAAAGUUUGCAUGAGGCUUCGGCAAGAUGUUGGUAUCUUGUUUAAUGAGUGCUCCAACGGAAGUGCGAGACUGCUAGAAUGUUUUCAUGCUAUAACCCCCCUUCUGAGGGGAGAGAAUGGGACAGGCCGUUUGGAGGUGUUGUAGUCAUUGAUGUGGGGGACGUUUUGCAGCUGAAACCUGUUUAAGACAAUUUUGACGAUAGUACCAUGCUUUACCAAAGCAUUUCCGCACACCAUAGAGCAAACCAUAAUUCACAGGUUGAAGGGGCUUUAAGAAAGCUUUAAAUAAUGCUCCGACUAAGAAACAUGGCAGAAACAAUAGGCCUGCAGCAACAGAGACCAUUGCUGUCUGUCACAAGGAAAAGUGAUAAUUGAAUUAAUUUGAGCUCUUUCAUUGGAUAAAUAUACUGCGAAAUUCAAUCUUUGCACCGCCCACAAAAUGUGCUUCCAAUGCCAUUCUUUGCGUUUUAUUUUCCAGAUUGAGAAAAGGGGACGGAUUAUAAAGCAGCUGAAGGAUAACUGAGGAGGAAUACCAAGCGAGAUUCUAGAACCACGAUUAAUCAAGCAGUUUCUCAUUGAAGAGAACAACAGCUAUGAAGAUCUUGUAGAGGAAAUUCAGAACCAGUUCGCUGGUGCAAGAGGCUGUAGUUUGCGAAGUAUGGAGAUUCUGCAGUUAGCACAGAAUCAAGAAGCAAGUGCCAGUGUCUGA